Molecule: messenger RNA, 2197 nt
Organism: Phyllotreta striolata
Lineage: Eukaryota; Metazoa; Arthropoda; Insecta; Coleoptera; Chrysomelidae
Source: the annotation of a GenBank genome assembly
GGUUAAUUUUUUUAAAUAUCUAAAUUUACUACACUCUAUAAUCUACAAUUACAUUUACAUUCCUAAAGUUCCUUCAUCCUCCCUCCUAAUAAUACCUAUCAUUUUUUUAGGUCAAGGACGAUUAUUGUGUUUUCCGAUAAUUUGAUCGAACUAUUGAAAUAGAAUAGUACAUUUUUUAUCUAUUAUUGUGCGUUAAUUGAGUUGAUGAAAUGGCUCAAUGUAAGGUGUGGUUGGAUAAUUAUAAUACAGGGCAAUAUUUUCCUGGGAGCCAGAUUCAGGGAAAAGUUGUAUUAAACUUCACGAGCGAAACCAAGUGCAGAAGUGUAAAAUUGAGGCUGUUUGGCCUCGAACACACAGAAUGGACCACUACAGAAGAAUACACUGAACCAGGUUCUAAUGAGCGCAGAACAAGGGAUAUUACAAUUGAAGGAAACAAUGAAAUAUUCUCUACUGAAUUGAUACUCUAUGGAGCCCAAACUGGUACCACAACUUUAUCUGCCGGUCAGCACAUUUACCCGUUUAAUCUCAACCUGCCUAUCGAGAUCCCUGCUUCGUACAACAACGAAUACGGCUCGGUUUUAUUCAAAUUAAUCAGCAUUGUUGAUCGUCCUAUGGCCUUCGAUUACAAAGACGAGGUGAUCUUUCUAGUGGCAUCUUUGAUCGAUUUGAACCAUCUGAGAAAACCUGAACUUUUGGAAUCGACAUCUUACUCUGAUGAUAAAACUGUUUGUUGCCUAUGUUGCGCUCAAGGUCCAAUCACUAUGGAUGUAACUUUGCCAAAGAGAACCCUCGUGCCUGAAGAAACUGUAAAUGUUUCUGUUCGAAUGAGUAACUUAUCUAACACUAACAUUGAAGGAGUGGAGUUGAAAUUAAAACAGGUCAUCAAUUGCAGUGUUACAACUCCUCAACGUGAUAGCAAAACGAUCAAUAACACGAUUAUUCAUUUAAAAGAAGUGGGCUUGGGUGCUCACGGUGAAAAUACCUAUGUGUUUCCGGUUAAAUUGCCUUCAAACAGUCCAAUUCCCAAUUUUACUUUAUGCCAACUCUUCAAGGUUCAUUAUAAAUAUACGGUUACAGCCGUACUCCCUGGCGUUCAUUCCAAUUUAGAGGUCGAAAUGUAUCCGGAAAUUGGCAAUAUUGAGAUAGGACAUCAGGCUCCUUUCGGAGGAUACCAACCACCUCCUGUUACCACUUACCCUGUCGCUCAACCCUCUUACCCUCCAGCUGGACCUGGUUACCAACAAUACCCUCAAUAUCCUCAAGGAGGAAACCCUUCUCAGAAUUAUCAGGAUCCAGCUCUUCCACCGUAUGGAGCACCUCCUCCGGGCGUUUAUCCUUCAGCUGGAGCGUUUCCACCACCUGCUACGAUGCCAUCAUUCACUGGAUAUACUCCCAAAGCUCAGGAAGCUGCUGGAUAUCCUUCGGCACCGCCCGCAAUGCCUCCUGCACAAUUGCCACCUUCUUAUGAUAGUAUUGAAAAGUAACGCUGUGGAGCUACUGGGAUAGCUACAGAUAUUCAGACUGUUUCUUGUUGAAGGGUUUUAUACAUUUAUUGGGCCCUUUUGUAUUGGGUUUCGAUGUGUUAGGAAGUUAAACAGGUUUAUGGUAUCUUUGUUUCGUAUAAUUUUAGUGCUGAAUGAGCCACUGCAAUCUUCAACUUCGUUUAAAAUACUCUAGAACAUAAACGAACAGAAAUAGAAUAAAACUGAUAAAACUGAUAUGAAAUAUUUUGUUGCAUUCGUUCAUUUUUAGUCAUAUUUUAAUUUGUUUGUCUAAGAUAUUAUGAAUUAUUAUAGGUUUUUUGAUGAUUUUUUGUUUUUUUUUUGUUAAUUUAAGAUCCUAUGUUAAGUUUUUCAAAUUGUAAUGUUAUGUUCAAUAAUUUCUUUUAUUAGUAAGUAAUUUUACAUUGUAACGUCUACCUCGAAUAUUCAAAGAAUAAUAUAUGUAUAACGUAAAACCGUUUAUUGAUAUGUUUACUUUUCUUACACGGGUAGGUAACGAGCAUGUUAAUUAAGUACACAUUCAAAACAAUAAAAUAUUUUAUUACAUUUGUGAACAUGUUUAUUAAAGCUUUUGUACAUGUAUUUGCUAUUCUAAAUACACUAUUUUUAUACAACUUUUUUGGUCCUUUUUAAUUUUAACUAAAUCUUUAACAAGUAACAAGUAAUAUUUUUUGAACUAAUUCAAGAUUAAUAGA